Zychaea mexicana is the source of this 1383-nucleotide messenger RNA. RefSeq lists its product as uncharacterized. Lineage: Eukaryota; Fungi; Mucoromycota; Mucoromycetes; Mucorales; Lichtheimiaceae. Gene Ontology annotation, cellular component: cytosol; ubiquitin ligase complex; cell division site. The record is from RefSeq and is a predicted model, not a curated record. The transcript is spliced from 3 exons. Gene Ontology annotation, biological process: negative regulation of septation initiation signaling; ubiquitin-dependent protein catabolic process; protein ubiquitination. Bases 1 to 1383 code for a protein of 460 amino acids. Gene Ontology annotation, molecular function: ubiquitin protein ligase activity; protein binding.
AUGGCUGAUUUUAUUUGCCUCGCAGUGGCAUCACAAUACCCUGAACAUCUCACCACCAGUAGUGUGGAACCCUCAACUCCCACGACGACGACUUCAUCUUCUUCUUUUCGACGUUCCUUGAACGCAGCCACCAUCCUCGGCCGUCGACUCUCCAGAUCGUCUGAAUCUGCCCAUCCCCACGAAACCAGCAACAACAGCAACGUUACCGCCACUACCACUACCAAUACAACGAACAGCAGCGUCUCAAUGCAUGUCCGCAUCGUUCCUAGCAUUGAUAAUCCACGACGGAGUCUGAUCUUUGACAUUGUUGACCGCGAGCUCAAGGGGGGCUCUGUAGUCAAGAUUGGCCGCUUCACAGAUCGAUCCGUGACGACGAACCAUGUCUCAUUCAAGAGCAAGGUUGUAUCUCGCACCCACUGUGAAAUUUGGGUGGAUGCUGAAGAUGGCAAACUUUAUGUACGAGAUACCAAGUCAUCCUCCGGGACAUUUGUCAACCAUGGACGACUCAGCGCAGCCAACCAGGAAAGUCGGCCUGUCGAAGUCCACGAUGGCGACAUUGUCCAGCUGGGUGUGGACUACCAAGGCGGCGUGGAAGAAAUGUACAGAGCUGUCAAGAUGCGCUUCGAACUGAACCGUCGCCCGCAGCCAUUGAUCCACUCGUCGGCACUCACACACAUUGUAAAGAAGGAGGAGGAUCACGGACACAGCAGUAGCGGUGGUGCCGUCGACGAAUGCUGCAUUUGUCUCUACGCCAUGGCUCCUUUCCAGGCAUUAUUCAUUGCCCCUUGCUGCCAUAGCUAUCACUUUAAAUGCAUACGGCCCCUUCUCGAAAGCUAUCCUGGCUUCCAGUGUCCACUAUGUCGCACCUAUUCUGACUUGGAGGCGAGUGUUGAGGAGCCUGCCACACCGGUUACGGAGGAUCAACCUCAACAGCAGCAGCUACAACACCACCACCAACAACAAGAAGAGGAGGAGGAGCAGCAGCAGCAGCAGGUUAUUGCCGCUACUUCUACUCCACACGAUGACAUACAAGUCGAGGACCAACGUGAAUCAGGAGACCUUCAUCAUCAUCAUCAUCAUCAUCAUCAAUCUGAACAACAACAACAACCACUCCAAACAGAGCAGCAUCACCGGGAAGAGCAUGAGCAAUCAUCAUUCCAUCAUCACAAUCAAACAGACCCCUUGGACACCACCCUUGUGCUUUCACCCUCAAACCUGUCGGGAAUCCUGUCAAACCCGUCGUCGCCAUCAGGUACCGGCAAGAUCAUGAACAACAUGCCCGUGCAAUGGAUCCAACCACCACCACCACCACACCAAACUCACGGCGAAACUCAGAACAACAUCAACGACGCAACACGGCUACAAACUUUGUCGAUAAGCUGA